UUGACGUCAACAAAGUAUCCUUUUACCCAACCAAGUGCAAAACACGAUUCAUCUGCAUCCUCCUUUGUAUUCUAUAGUUUUAAAUCCAGAGACCCGUUCGGUGUCUUGAUUACGGAUUAUCUCGAUAAUAAUUCGGACUUGUUUCAAUUAGAUAACUUACUUACUGUACUACAGCUACCUAGAUACGAGUACAUAUGUUUCUGUCCCUUGAGUCACGACUGUCAGAGUACUGUGUAUGCACCUUGUUGCCAGAUGCUUAAUGUCACGGACAUGGAGAAUAAAACAACAAGCAGGUAUAAUUCGACUAGAAAACCGACAAUGUAUGAGUUUCACCCAGGAACUUUCAUAAUUCAUUCCACGUCAGCAUUGCAAGUUGUCGUUAUUUUCAAAAGAAAUGGUACGUUUGAAAGGUCAUCGUGUUCAAUCCUCCCAUCGAAUUUAUUUAUGACAGAAUAUCUCGCAAAGUUACCUAAUGAGUUUUCUGAACAUGCAAUCAUCAUUAUUGCUGUAGGGAGCUUACAAGAUUACGUUCUAAAUAAUAUGACUUUAAAUACUUUUAGGACGCUUCAGGAGAUUAGCAGCUAUAUGAAAUUACGACUUUUACAAAUUGAUUUGGAUCCGAAUGUGGAUUCGCCUUUCUCUCUGAGGACUCUUAGUGGUCAAGCUUUCGGCUGCUAUAUGUUUGGAUUAGGCGAAGGAAGUACCUAUGCGACUCCAAUCGCCUUUGGAAAUACAAGCGUAGACUUUGAUUAUUCAGAAGAUCCUUCCACAGCUACCAUCUCACCAGCGACUACCGCCAGACCAACACCACCAACAACCACCGCAACUUGGUGUACGCCUAGCCCACAGAACGACGGAGACGGGGAAGAUAAUGACUGCGAUGGUUACGUCGACGAGGAAGUCCCCAAUAAAAAAGAUGACGAUAAAGAUGGCCUAACAGAUGAAGAUAACUCAGUGCUGACAGAAAACGGAUGUCUGCCUGGAUGGUAUGGAACUUUUUGUGACGUGCUGUGUAGAUGUGAGAACAAUGAAUGUUUGACCUCUGGGGACUGUAAGGAAAACGUCAGAUGUCUUCCAGGUUUCUUUGGGCAGCAGUGUCAGUACAAAGACCUGGUAAUGACAUCCACAGUAAGUCAAGAGGAAAUGAAGUUUCGUAGCGCCACCAAAUGUCAACAAAACUUUACAGCCUCUAGCCCUCUCAUAAUACGAUUUCCUGAUUUAACUCGAAUUUCCUGGAUUAAAAUAGAGGCUGUAUCAAAAGAUAGUCUAAAGGGCCUUCAAGUCAUGUACGAAAGCACUUCAAAACUUUGCUAUGCAGGGCGUUGUUUGGAGCGAAGAGACAUUUUACUUGGCACCGACACACUGAUCAUCAGCUGUAACAUCCCUGGCUACAUUUGUCAAAUCAAUAUUUCGUUUAGUGAGCUCAACAAUUCCAGACAAUGGUGUGCGGUUUAUGUUGGCGCAGGCCGCAAUCUUGCACUUGGUAAAAAUGUAUCCAUGUCCAGUAAUUCUAAGGACAAGAACGGAGUUAUCAGCCGUGGGUCACUCUCCGUUGAUGGAGACACAGACAGCGCUGAGAAAAAAUGUUCUACCACAGAUAUCAAAGAUAAGAAACCGGUCUGGAGAGUUACAUUUCCCUCACCUGUAGUAGUAUUUGAAGUAGUCAUUCAGUUUAGAGCUUCCUUUAAUGAAACGUUCAUAGUACAAUUGUUAGACUGCAAAGAUCAAGUCAUCUCUACCUUCAGCGGAAUCACGGAGCCAAGAGUUUCAUUCAUACAUAGAACUAGACAUGGCCAAUAUACUCAGAGUGUGGAAAUAACUUUAAAUAAUUCAAACAGUGCUUUGUCAAUCUGUGAAUUUGAAGCUUAUGGAGACUGUGCACCUCCCGUUUAUGGGCCAGAUUGCACAGACAUAUGUAGCAUCUCCUGCUUAGACCAAAUGUGCACCUACGAGGGCUACUGUUACCACUGCGCCAACGGAACUGGAGGUCCGUAUUGCUUCGACGGCUGCCUGGAAUGGUGCGUGGAGUAUGAGGAAGCUACAAAUGCUACCACCUCCACUACAAAAGUAACGUACGCCCCCCAUAGGCAGACUGGAUUUCGAGUGGAGAAUUUCUGGUUUUACUUUAUGGUCCUACUCUUCCUCCUCUGCGUCUGUUGCUGCGGAUGCAAAGGCUCAGACAAACGUCAAGACCAAGUUCUUUUACAGCGAUGGAAAGAGAACGAAACUUUGCUACUGAAAGAAACUCCAGUGUUCAAGUCUUCAACGUCUGUAGAUGUAGUGCAGACGAGAAGGAGUUUGUGCUCGUCAUCAUUGUUCAUGUCUUCAACUCCUGUAGACGUCUCGGAGGUUAAAGAAUCAAUUUCUGUCAAGUCUUCGAGAUCGACAGACUACCGAUAAAAAAUUUACAAAGUUUUUUUUUGUCAUUAAUGUUGUUUAAUUUUUACAUGUUUUUUGUUUGUUUCAAUGUAAUACAAUUUUAAAAAGUAAAGGAAAAAGGUUUUCUAUUCUACUUUUUUUUGUAAAUCCAUUUCGUUUGACCUAGCCUGCACAUAUUUAAAUAAUCUGUCCAGCACAGGGCUUUAAUAGUCCCU
Messenger RNA from Biomphalaria glabrata, 2594 nucleotides. RefSeq lists its product as uncharacterized. NCBI's taxonomy places the organism in Eukaryota, Metazoa, Mollusca, Gastropoda, Planorbidae. The record is from RefSeq and is a predicted model, not a curated record. The coding region runs from base 253 to 2400 and encodes 715 amino acids. The transcript is spliced from 16 exons.